AUGCAUGGAGAUGCCCAUCGCAUAAUAACACAAGUCGUCUUCUCCGGCGCUCGAAUAAUAGGCCGUGCCGUCUCCGAAUCCUAUCGUCAAGCCGCCGCUUCACAGAAAUACGCAGCCGCCAGUCAAAAUGGUGGAGGCAGUGGUGGCGCCUUUUCGUCCUCCAACAUCACUAUGGACGAGGCCUGUCAAAUCCUCAACGUCGGUCCCGGAAAGAUGGGCAACAUCGAGAUAGAGGCCGUCACAGAGCGUUUCAAGAGGCUUUUUGAUCUGAACGAUCCGAAGAAGGGCGGAAGUUUUUACCUGCAGAGCAAAAUAUUGAGGGCGCGAGAGAGGAUCGAGAGGGAGGUGCAAGGACACCAACGGGUGGCGGAAAGGGAAAAGGAAUUAAGAGAGGGGUUCAAGCCAAAGUUCACAAAGGAUGAAUGA
This is a messenger RNA of Alternaria alternata, 426 nucleotides long. Its product is annotated as mitochondrial import inner membrane translocase-like protein subunit tim16. Lineage: Eukaryota; Fungi; Ascomycota; Dothideomycetes; Pleosporales; Pleosporaceae. Gene Ontology annotation, biological process: protein import into mitochondrial matrix. Gene Ontology annotation, cellular component: TIM23 mitochondrial import inner membrane translocase complex. The transcript is spliced from 2 exons. The record is from RefSeq and is a predicted model, not a curated record. Bases 1 to 426 code for a protein of 141 amino acids.